Cyclopterus lumpus (lumpfish) is the source of this 2322-nucleotide messenger RNA. Its product is annotated as inactive dipeptidyl peptidase 10-like. The record is from RefSeq and is a predicted model, not a curated record. Gene Ontology annotation, biological process: proteolysis. NCBI's taxonomy places the organism in Eukaryota, Metazoa, Chordata, Actinopteri, Perciformes, Cyclopteridae. Gene Ontology annotation, molecular function: dipeptidyl-peptidase activity; serine-type peptidase activity.
GUGGACGUCAGCCCCACACAGAGGAACUGGAAGGGCAUCGCCAUCUCUCUGCUGGUGAUCGUGGUGGUCUGCUCGCUCAUCACUAUGUCGGUGGUCGUGCUCACGCCCGCGGAGGUCCCCGGCGGCGGCCAGUCCAGGCUGACUGUGGCAGAUCUGCAUAAGCCAGAGUUCGCCAUCCACGACCCCGAGGCCAAGUGGAUCAGUAAUUCAGAGGUGGUGUACAGGAACCGCGACGGCCACGUCAUCAAGUUCAACUUCGCCUCCAACGAGACGGAAGUCAUUCUGACAAACAGCACAUUUGUGGCUUUUAAGGUGGUAAAGUACUCGCUCUCUACAGAUCUGAAGUAUGCGCUCUUCGCUUACGACGUCAAACAGAUGUACAGAUAUUCGUACACGGCGUCAUACAUCGUUUACAACAUCUACACCAGGGAGGUCUGGGAGCUAAACCCGCCGGAGGUUCACAACGCAGUGCUCCAGCAUGCAUCUUGGGGAAAACAAGGACAACAGCUGGUCUACAUCUUUGAAAAUAACAUCUUCUACCAAUCGGACGUGAAGAGCAACUCUCUGAGAAUCACCUCCUCCGGGAUGGAGGGAGUCGUCUUCAACGGACUGGCCGACUGGUUGUACGAAGAGGAGGUUCUGCGCUCUCACUUGGCUCACUGGUGGUCGCCUGACGGAGAGCGGCUGGCUUUCCUCACCAUCAACGACUCACUAGUUCCUAACAUGGUCCUGCCCCAGUUCACUGGCCACACCUACCCCAGAGGACUCCAGUACCCAUAUCCUAUGGCCGGUCAGAAAAACCCUGUUGUCAAGUUGUCGGUGGUCAACCUGUUCGGAGUGACACACACUCAAGAACUGCAGCCUCCUGAUCAGCUCAGACUCAGGGACUUCUACGUCACCAUGGUGAAGUGGAUCAGUAAUACUCACCUGGCGGUGCGGUGGAUCAACCGGCCCCAGAAUGAAUCAUUGCUGACGGUGUGUGACGCCACCAUGGGAGUCUGUCUGCAGAGACAUGGGGACUCUUCGGAGACGUGGCUCUCCAUGCAGAGACAGGAGCCACUGUUCUCCAAGGACCGGAGCAGGUUCUUUGUCUCUCUGCCCGUAAAACAAGGAGGUCAGGGAGACUUCCACCACAUCACCAUGUUUUCCAAAAAGUUACGAAGUGAUGAGGACGAAGUUCGCCACCUGACGUCUGGAGACUGGGAGGUGACAAAGAUCGUAGCUUACGAUGAAAACAACCAGAUCAUAUACUUUCUGAGCACAGAGGACGCUGCACAAAAAAGACACCUUUACAGCGUGUCCACCCUCGGCCUGUUUCCACGGCGAUGCCUCACCUGCGGACUGAAGGAGGACUGCUCGUUCUUCGACGCUGACGUCAACCCCGACGCGCAGCACGCCAUCCUGCACUGCAGAGGUCCUGGAGUUCCAGCUGUGCUGCUGCUGAGUUUGGACGACGUGGACUCGUAUUUCAUCUUGGAGAACAAUCUCCCUCUGCGGUCAGCGCUGGAGACAAAAAAAAGGACUCAAACUGAAAUCCGGAUGAUCACUAAUGAUGACUUUGAGCUGCCGCUGAAGCUCAUCUAUCCUCCCGACUUCUCCGAGUCCUUCCUCUACGGCCUUCUCCUUAUUGUCGUCAGCUCUCCAGGCGACCAGGCAGCGACGGAGGAGUUCAGGCUGGACUGGGACUCGGUGCUGGCGGGAUCGGACCAAGUCAUCGUAGCGCGACUGGACGGCAGAGGGUCAGGGUUCAGAGGUCAAAGGGUUUUACAGCAGGUCCAUCGGAGGCUCGGCACUGUGGACGCAGAGGACCAGAUCGAGGCUCUAGAAUACCUGACGACGCUGCCCUUUAUAGACCGCACUCGGGUGGGAGUCUUCGGAGAGGACUACGGCGGCUUCCUGGCGCUGACGAUGCUGAAGUCUGCCGAAAAGCUGAUCGGCUGUGCAGCGGCUCAGGCUCCUGUCACCGACUGGAUCAUGUACGCGUCUGCGUUUUCGGAGCGAUACCUCGGAUCGCCUUCAACUGAGGAGAACUCAUACCAGGCAUCCAACGUGCUGAGCAACAUGAAAGGUCUACAGGGAGGAACUCUGUUCCUGGCUCACAGCACGGCGGACGCAAACGUUCACUUCCAGCACUCAGCAGAGCUCAUCAAACACUUGAUAAAGAUUGGAGCCAACUACACGAUGCAGAUCUACCCAGACGAGGGACACUUCCUGCCACCGGGCAGCCGGAUCCAGCUGACUUCCUCCCUUAUUGGUUAUUUUAGAGGAUGUCUGCUUGGCACAUCAUCGUUACUCGACCAACACCAACAGGACGACGAGUGA